AUGGGAGACUACGGAGAGGAAGGUGAUUCCGUCCAUUUCUUCCUAAUUGCCGUAAAAAACGGCCCCGAAGAUACGGCUUCAUUCGUUUUGGCGCACCAUUUUGUACAAGAGAAUGUAACAUGGCUGGAUGUUCCUCUUGAUGACUUCCCCAAGUUGAUUGCAGUGGAGUAUUUGGAAAUCGCCGCAAUUAGAGGAAUGGCCCUUCGGAAAGAGGAUAGGAUCGGGCGUUGGUACUUCGGUGGCUUGGCUUCUGCUGGUGCUGCAUGUUGUACCCAUCCUCUCGAUUUGUUGAAGGCGGUGCUCCUAGAUGGACCAUGCGAUCUUCCUGCUGGAGUGCUAGAUUGUCAUGUUGGUUGA
Molecule: messenger RNA, 357 nt
Organism: Necator americanus (New World hookworm)
Lineage: Eukaryota; Metazoa; Nematoda; Chromadorea; Rhabditida; Ancylostomatidae
Exons: 3
Coding region: 1-357 (118 amino acids)
Source: RefSeq, a predicted model, not a curated record